CGCUUAACGGCUUAAGGGUCCGAGUUCAUAGUAAAUCGAGGCUCAAGGGCAUCAUAUCGUGCUUCUCUUCACGCUUCCUCCUUCAUCUUUCCUCAUUCCCCCAAAUUGAUUCGUGUCAUAUUCCAACCUUUCCAAAAAUUCAACUCAGUCACUCACCAGAUACUUGUCAAUUGUGGUGAUGGAUCGGUCAGAAAUGGUAGAGACGACGUCUUGUCAGAAUCCUAUUAACAAAGAUAGCGGUGUGGAAAUCACGUGCUUUUCAGAUGUACUAGAUGAGACACCUGUUCAUUUUCAGAUAAUGCGCUUCAAUAAACAGAUUUAUGCAUGGAUUGGCUGCAGCUCUGCUAAACUCGGGCAUCUUCAUGCUGCUGGCCCGACACGACCUAACAAUACCGUGAGCGUGACUUCAAUACUUGGGGGAACUUCUGAUAAUACUGGUGUUGGCAUUGCUCGUCGGUUAGUGCUUCGGACUGGGUUGAAUAUUAUAUUGGCUUGCAAUCUCCCAAAGAGUAACCCAUUGCUAGAGAUUGGUGCUGAGAAGAAGCUGCUAGAGAAGUUAACGAGUCUCGGAUACACAAAACCAAGAUCGAAUAAUCUUCCUCAAUGAUAAAAAGAUGGGUCUGCAUUUCUAGAGACCUCCUCUUAGAUGAAUAUUUAGUGUGUUGAAGUGUUCUAUGGUUAUUAACAUUGCAACGUUUUGAGGAUGCCGCGGUUGCAGAUGGAUGAAGCUACUGUGACUCUGUGAGGAUGCUAACUUGAUCGAUAUAACAAACACUAAUUGAUUAGUUGAUGCUGCUUGGAUUUACUUGGUGCUCCUGUGAGAUUUGUAAUUGAUUUGGAUUUUUUUAAUUAUAGAAAGAGAUUGAACUGAAUACAAAGUUGCUGUCAAUGGUCAGACAAUAUGACUAUUAUCAAUCUACUGAAUAUUGUAUGAAUACCGAAUUCGUCCAAUUUAAGUGUACAUCUACCAUGAUUUGGUUAUA
Chenopodium quinoa (quinoa) is the source of this 983-nucleotide messenger RNA. RefSeq names its product proteasome assembly chaperone 4-like. The record is from RefSeq and is a predicted model, not a curated record. Gene Ontology annotation, biological process: proteasome assembly. The coding region runs from base 179 to 607 and encodes 142 amino acids. The transcript has 6 exons. Lineage: Eukaryota; Viridiplantae; Streptophyta; Magnoliopsida; Caryophyllales; Amaranthaceae.